Grammomys surdaster is the source of this 1529-nucleotide messenger RNA. It is a transcript of the gene Tnfsf13, whose product is annotated as TNF superfamily member 13. The record is from RefSeq and is a predicted model, not a curated record. The coding region runs from base 620 to 1345 and encodes 241 amino acids. Gene Ontology annotation, molecular function: tumor necrosis factor receptor binding; receptor ligand activity. Gene Ontology annotation, biological process: immune response; positive regulation of isotype switching to IgA isotypes. Gene Ontology annotation, cellular component: membrane. Lineage: Eukaryota; Metazoa; Chordata; Mammalia; Rodentia; Muridae. The transcript has 6 exons.
AACAGGAAGUCCAGCUUGCCAAGUUCAGCACAGGGAGUAGUGCAGGCCUGGUUCCAACACACCCGGCCCAGCCUUAACCCCAGCACCCUGCCAGUUUCUUAUCCCUGGUUCUCCUCCCUGCUGGCCCCUAAACCCCUUUUUUUCAUCUCCAGUCACCCCUAACAAACCUCCUCAAAGAUCUCAUUCAUGCCUGAGUCAGAGUCUACCACACUCACCUUCUAAACCUCCUGCGGCCCAGCUUAUGCCCAUUCCCUGCUCCUGGCACCAUGCCCCAUAACCAACCGACCUUCCCUCCUCCAACUUAGGGGCCGCCCCCAGGCUCCUGAAUGCUGGCCGCUCCUUCUGGGUGUCACGGCUGCCCUGUCCUUCCUAGAUAAUGGCACAAAAUUCUCCUGAGGCUAGGGGGCAAGGGGUGUCAGAGUGACACUAGCUCUACCCUGGGGACCAGGGGUACUAACUGUACCCUAGCUUGAUUUCUUCCUAUUCUUAAGUUCCUUUUUAUUUUUCCCUUGCGUAACUCGCUCUUCCCUUCUGUGCCUUUGCCUGUAUUCCCACCCUCCCGGCUACCUCCUGGCCACCUCACUUCUGAGACCACAGCUGUUGGCAGGGUCCCUAGCUCAUGCCAGCCUCAUCUCCAGGCAACAUGGGGGGCUCCGUCAGAGAGCCAGCCCUUUCUGUUGCUCUUUGGUUGAGUUGGGGGGCGGUUCUGGGGGCUGUGACUUGUGCUGUAGCACUACUGAUCCAACAAACAGAGCUGCAAAGCCUAAGGCGUGAGGUGAGUCGGCUGCAGCGGAGUGGAGGACAUUCCCAGAAGCGGGGAGAGUCUCCAUGGCAGAGCCUCUGGGAACAGAAUCCUGAUGUCCUGGAAGCCUGGAAGGAUGGGGUGAAGUCUCGGAGAAGGAGAACAGUACUCACCCAGAAGCACAAGAAGAAGCACUCGGUACUGCAUCUUGUUCCAAUUAACAUUACCUCCAAGGCAGACUCUGACGUGACAGAGGUGAUGUGGCAACCAGCUCUUAGGCGUGGGAGAGGCCUGGAGGCCCAAGAAGACAUUGUCCGAGUCCAGGACACUGGAAUUUAUCUGCUAUAUAGCCAGGUCCUGUUUCAUGAUGUGACUUUCACGAUGGGUCAGGUGGUGUCUCGGGAAGGCCGAGGGAGAAGGGAGACUCUAUUCCGAUGUAUCAGAAGUAUGCCUUCUGACCCUGACCGUGCCUACGAUAGCUGCUACAGUGCAGGUGUCUUUCAUUUACAUCAAGGGGAUAUUAUCACUGUCAAAAUUCCACGGGCAAACGCAAAACUUAGCCUUUCUCCGCAUGGAACAUUCCUGGGGUUUGUGAAACUAUGAUUGUGCUAUGGGGGGGGGGGAGGGGGAGUACCAUUCCAAGAUCUGGCUAGACAAAGGACAAGCCCAGCUCUCCUUGGUUUUCACGACUUGACCAUGGUUCCCCCCUUUGCCUUUCCCGCUCACACUCUCUGGGCUUUGACUCCAUAGAUAUUAAAAAAGUAGAAUAUUUUGUGUUUCUCUUCCA